Biomphalaria glabrata is the source of this 2329-nucleotide messenger RNA. RefSeq names its product ribosome biogenesis protein SPATA5L1-like. The record is from RefSeq and is a predicted model, not a curated record. The coding region runs from base 278 to 2308 and encodes 676 amino acids. The transcript has 9 exons. NCBI's taxonomy places the organism in Eukaryota, Metazoa, Mollusca, Gastropoda, Planorbidae. Gene Ontology annotation, molecular function: ATP binding; ATP hydrolysis activity.
UAGUAGACUCGAGCACAGGCACAGUCAACAUUGUCAACAUCAUCAUGGUGAACACGCGAUGCCAACACAAGUUGACAACAACAGUUCACAUGUUGAAAAUUCAGUGACAGAGUACAUUUAGAGCCAGAUUUUAAUCUAGAACGUCUAUAUAAGUCUGAUAUAAAAGAAUUCUAGAUCUAGUCUAGAUUCUAUAACUGGCUAAUUUAGAUUAACUUUGAAAAGCAUUAACUACAGCAAAGGAUCUUACAAUUUUACUGCAGUUCAAGAAGCAGUUACAAUGAUCUCCUUAUAUGACUUGGUGAUGAAUACAUCUAGAAAUAUAGUUGAAGCCACUGCAGUGCAUUUGUUUGUUGUGGUGAAAGAUCGAGAAAAAUAUGUCAACUGUGAUACAGCAACAACAAAUUUAUUGUGUAAAUACUGUCAAAAUAUGUUGCUGAAUACAUGUGUUAGUCCUAGUUUAACUCUAAAAUUUUCAAAGUCAAGACUGAGUGAAUUAUAUGGAAUCAGUCAUGUUAUAAUACAAGACUGCGAAACUUCUUCAGGGGAUCAUUUGAAUGCGUUAGUGACUUACCAAACAUUUUUUACAAUUAAAAAGAUACAAAGUGAAGACUUUUAUGAUUUAACUCUCAAUCCUAGACACAUUUCACUUGGUGGCAUCGACCCAAUUAUUGAAAAAUUAUGCAGCAUUAUGCAAUGGAAUAAGUGCCACAAAUCAUUACCUCAUAGAACUGUAGGAGUAUUGUUGCAUGGCCCUUCUGGUUGUGGAAAGAGUUCUCUUGGAAAAUUCCUUGCUCAAAAAUGUGAAGCUGCCUUCAUCAAUAUAGAGGGAUCUGAAAUUUUACUAAGUGAUGAUGGAUCUGGUUCUGCAGCACUGAGCAAGAUUUUUAGCAGGGCAUAUUUACUUUCUAAAGAAGGCUCUGUUAUAAUAUUUCUAGAUGAAUUAGAUAUGCUGUGUCCUGCAGAAACAAAUGCAAGUGUUGGAAGCAAACAGAUAACCAAUGCCCUUAUCACAGAAAUGGAUAAUUUGUUUGACCAAAAUAUUUCAGGAGUGCUAGUCAUUGGAACAACAUCAGCUAUUUCAAAUAUCAAUUCUUUACUUCGGAGACCUGGUCGUUUUGAUCAAGAGGUAUUAAUAAAUGUUCCCACUAAAGAGCAGAGAGCAUUAAUUCUAGAAGUAUUAUUCAACAGUAUGACUAUUCAAAGUGAUAUAAGUCUUUCAGAGAUAGCUUUAUGGACACCUGGCUAUGUUGGAUCUGAUUUAAAAGCUUUGUGUGAAGAAGCUCUUUGUCAUUCGUCAAGAAGUCAUAAGACAGCCUUAGACAGAGCAGAUUUCUUGUAUGCCUUACACAGAGUUGUUCCUUCAUUAAGGAAAAGUACUAAUUGCUGCCUAGAUAUUCAGCAAGUGAGCUGGGAAGAGAUAGGUGGAUUAGAGGAAGUCAAAUGUGAAAUUAGACAGUCCAUAGAAUGGCCUUUCUUAUACCCAGAAGUUUUAAAGAGUAUGGACUUAUCAGCUACAAAAGGUGUUCUGUUAUAUGGAGCCCCAGGAUGCUGUAAGACAACUCUUGUACGAGCUGCUGCCACUUCCUGCCAUGUGAAUUUUAUUAGUUUAAAUGGAGCACAGAUUUACUCGCCUUAUGUCGGCGAGUCAGAACGAAUUAUAUCUGAGACAUUUCAGAAAGCCAGAGCUUUGUCACCUUGCAUUUUAUUCUUUGAUGAAAUAGAAUCUCUAGUUGGCAAGAGAACAUCAGCUGGCAAGCAAUCUCGUGUCCAAGAACGCAUUUUAUCAACAAUGCUGAAUGAAAUGGAUGGCAUUGGUGUCAGACUUGAUCAAAAAGUAAAAGUUACUAAUGAUUCAAAUAACAUUGAUGAAUCACAAGCGAUGAAAGGGUUUGCAGAAGCACCUUUUGAGAACAACUCACUCAAAUCUUGUAAUUCAUCUGCAGUUAUUGUGAUAGGAGCUACAAACAGGCCAGACAUGAUAGAUUCUGCCAUACUUCGACCUGGUCGAAUGGAUAAACUUGUUUAUGUACCUCCACCUGAUGAGCAGAGUCGCAGAUCUAUUCUGGAGUUAAUAAUUUCCAGCAUGGCUACUAAGGAUAUUGAUAUCACUGAGCUAAGCAGAAAAACAGAAUAUUACUCUGGAGCAGAUUUGAAAAACCUUUGCAAAGAAGCUGGUCUUAUUUGUUUGCGUGAAAACUCAAAUGCUGCAUUAAUCUAUCAAGCUCAUUUUGUAAAAGCAUUGGAAGUUAUCAAACCAUCUCUUAAUGAAAGUAUUUUGCAACAAUACAACAGACUUACAAUAAAAUAAUUUUUGGUUUUGGCAAAUGUG